Prunus armeniaca (apricot) is the source of this 336-nucleotide messenger RNA. NCBI's taxonomy places the organism in Eukaryota, Viridiplantae, Streptophyta, Magnoliopsida, Rosales, Rosaceae. The record is from the annotation of a GenBank genome assembly.
AUGUGGGUUAUAAGCUUUGAACCAGGUGAACCCGGUACGGCGGAUUUUGUAAAGGCCAUAGAUGAUUUUCAUGAGAAGUACUGUAUUGGAAAAGGAGGAUUUGAAAGAGUAUACAAGGCAGAGUUGCUAUCAGGUCAAGUUGUCGCACAAAUCUACCCGUCCGUUUCGUCGACCUCCAGCGAGGAUCCACCCCAAUUCCUCUUUUCUUUGGAGCACUAUUUGAUGACUGUUGCAUAUUCUUCGGGAGGGGGCUGGGUUUUGGGUCUGCGAGAGAGGAAGAGGGAGGAGCAGUCGGGGUUGGUUGUAGUGGUGGUGAUGACGACUGGGAAGGGAUAA